AUGGCGCGACGGCUGGUCAUUGGGACGACCAUGAUUGCCUUGGCGGUGGUCCUGACUGUGGGUCCCACGCGUGCCUGGGUAUGGGACGAAUCCAAGCCCUUUCAGCUUGCCUACGGAGGUAUCCUCAACAUGUUUGAUCACAACGUCAGCAAUCAGGACCCUGACAUCUUCCUGGCUGUGGACAAGGCAUUGAACUUUUUGGCCGAGACCCAAGGUUCUUUCUGUGCCAAGCCUGAGGGCAUCACCUAUUAUUUUACCUUGCGAUGGGAGUUGCCCGACGCUCCAGCUUACGGCCAAGAAGCACCACAUGGUCGUGUGGCCUACCAUCAUUUUACUGUCACUCGUGAUCGCGGUGAAAAGUACUCGGUGCUCUCGCACACGGCACAGUUUUCACACGAAGAGCUUCCUGACGUCGCCGAGCGAUCAUCAGUGCUGUGCGACGCCAACAAUUGGAGUCUGACGCAACAAUCUGAUCUCGGGUUCAGUCGCACGGUCAACGCGUGCCCAAGCUGGCCGAAUACUCCAACCAUGGUACUGGGCCACCAUGCUUGGCCGCAGCAAAAGAUUACCAGAGAUCUCAAACUUGUGAGCUACAAUAUCUGGAACGUCAACAAGUUCCAGGAUGACCCCUAUCUCAAAAGGAUGGAGCGCUUAACCUCGGAAAUUCACGAAGCCAACCCGGAUGUGAUUGCUUUUCAAGAAGAGUACAUCCUUCUCUCGCGUGAGAUUCACCGACCAGAUGAUGCACAUCAACGUGCCGUGCUCCGCGUCACCGUGCUGUCGCCGCAGCUGGGGCCUUUCCACGUUUUCGUCUCCCACUUUGCUCUUGACCAACGUGCGCGCCUCCGUGGGGCGGUUGAGACAUACGAGUUUAUUGACCGACACCAUGCCCCCGCCGCUUUCUGCGGCGAUCUCAACGCCGAGCCAGACUCACAAACUAUCCGCUAUACGGAUGAAGAAAACGAUCGGGAUUAUGGGUUGACGUUUGAUCGGUUGAAGGACAAGAUGGCCAAGCGUAUUGACUUUAUCUUCCUGAAACUGCGCAAUCAGGGACAUCAAGAGGAUGACUUUGAGCUGGACUCCAUCGAGCUUUUGCCAGAGUGA
Monosiga brevicollis MX1 is the source of this 1104-nucleotide messenger RNA. RefSeq lists its product as uncharacterized. Gene Ontology annotation, molecular function: catalytic activity. Gene Ontology annotation, cellular component: endoplasmic reticulum. NCBI's taxonomy places the organism in Eukaryota, Choanoflagellata, Craspedida, Salpingoecidae. The transcript is spliced from 10 exons. Bases 1 to 1104 code for a protein of 367 amino acids. The record is from RefSeq and is a predicted model, not a curated record. Gene Ontology annotation, biological process: GPI anchor biosynthetic process.